CGAUUGACGUGAAUGUGAAACACUUGAAAAACUUUUGUUUGAUUUUUGUAUUUUCUUUAAUUGUUAUGAUUUAUUAGAUUUAAUAAAAGUGUUGAUUGAAUGGAAAGCCCUUUAUUUCCGACACAAGUAUUCAGCGAUGACUUUGAGUCAGUCUAUGAGCCAUCGGAGGACACAUUUGUGUUGAUGGAUGCCAUCCAACAGGACUUACCACUCAUCCAACAAAUCAAGCCAUUGGUGUGCGUUGAGGUGGGCUGUGGUUCUGGUGCUGUCAUCACAUCCCUGGCCAAGGCCACAGACUUCAAUGGAAAGGCAUUAUCGACGACAAGAAAGUGUGGAUCAGUUAAUGGUGUCGAGGGAUGCGUUCAAUUAGUCCGCACUGAUCUGACACAAGCCAUUGAAAGCCGAUUGUCUCAUAGCAUUGAUCUACUUCUGUUCAAUCCUCCAUAUGUGCCAACACUUCCACAAGAAGUAGGCGUCUGUGAUAUAAGUGGUUCGUGGGCUGGAGGUGUUGAUGGGCGACAAGUGAUCGACCGGUUCCUGCCUACUGUCCCAUCACUGCUCAGUGACAAUGGUUUGCUGUAUAUGAUUGUUGUCAAAGAGAAUAAGAUCUCAGAAAUAUGUGAUCAGAUGAAAGCAAUCAACUUUCAGAUGACUGUAGUAUUAGAGCGUAAAGCGGGUGCCGAACACCUGAUGGCACUUAGAUUUAACAGAUGUCCUGUCAUUUGAUAUGAUAUGCAAACAAUUAUCAACUUUUAAACAGAAUUUACAACAAUUUUA
Molecule: messenger RNA, 777 nt
Organism: Oppiella nova
Lineage: Eukaryota; Metazoa; Arthropoda; Arachnida; Sarcoptiformes; Oppiidae
Source: the annotation of a GenBank genome assembly